Somion occarium is the source of this 1335-nucleotide messenger RNA. Lineage: Eukaryota; Fungi; Basidiomycota; Agaricomycetes; Polyporales; Cerrenaceae. The record is from the annotation of a GenBank genome assembly.
GGGCUAUGGUCUGUAGCCACUCUGACUUUAUCUUAAAUAUUUUGUGCGCCAAAAUCUCCGUUUGAAGACUGCGAAGCAAUAUGAUUCACCUAUUAAGGUCUUCAACUCCAGUACAUGGUCCAAUACAUCGUAGCCAAAGUCUUAACCCACGCGGUUUCCUCGCACCUCGCUUAUGCUACUGACAAUGAUACGGAUCCGAAAUUACGUAGCGAUCUUGCCUUCAACUUCCAACCGCCAUGUUGAAUCCUCAUGCACCUUGUGGUCGAAGUAUCUUCGACAUCCUCCCAGUGGAAUUGCUUGCUUUAAUCAAAGAACACAUACCAGUAUCUGACCUAAGAACUCAUAUUUGUUUCUACAAAGCAUCUUCACGAUUUGCUGCGCUCUAUGGCGACGAGGAUCAAGAAGAAGCCUUUUGGGAAUCGUCGUGUAUACUCUCCGGUUUAGGAUAUAUCGAGGAUGAAGACUUGAACGCGACACCGUGGAAGGAGGUCGCCUUUGACUGUAUUGAAAAAGACGGGUUCUGUGCUCAUCCGCAGUGCGGAGGUGCACGACUAGAAUGGAACGCACGCCAAAUUGCCGCCACGAUGGACUUACCUGGUAAACCCUCCUCGCCGGAUGUUCAGAAACGAAUUCUUGGUCUAGAGCCAAAUCACCGUCCAAACCUAACUUCCAAUCCAGUAAUCAAAGGUCUUACCUUCACGCAUAAGCCGCGUGGUGACCUCGAUGACGAUGAUGCCUUCAAGAAUGAGGCAUACCUGGAUCAUUCUCAAGAAGAAGGCGUUGAUUCCAAAGUCCAUCAUCCACCUGAACUUGAAUGGCAUCGGCAUCCAAUCGCUCGACGUAGCUUCGCUGUAUUUCCGCUUGUGACGCGCCUGUGUAUCACGAAUUAUCCAGACUUUGAGUCUACAACUUGCUCUAUUGUAAGCCAUUGCGGACUCACUAUGGACGAUAUAGUACGAGACAUGCAUAAUUCGAUGGAUAGGCUCAUGUCUUUGACUGAGAUUCAGUCCCUACUGGGAACAGUCAGCGAUCUCAAUGAGGUAUUUCCUGACGCUGUGCGCUUCCUGAGCGUCCUGGAUCGCCUCAACACGAUGCGAGGCAUUCUGUACUUCUUCAUACCGAAGUGUCUCCGCUUCGGGGGCUGGCAUGGAUGGAUUGAGGGACCGGAAUUCGAGUUUGAAUACCAACCAGCGCGCACCUACGAUCGGGACGUUGGAGCAUAUGGCCCAUGGUAACAUGCUUGUGUUCGUCUGGGUACCUGAUAGAUGAAUCACUAGAGCCUAGUUCGCCGAUGUACGCGCACGCCAGGUAGAAGAUUCAAUAUAUCGGAACAUC